UCUCCCCUCCAGCCCUUCUACAUAAAAUCAUCAGUCACAUCACGUCCAGAAGGCCCCGUCACAGCCAUGGCAGACCGACACGUCACCCAACAGAACAUCUUCAGCCUGCUGAACAAGCUCGACGACCCGGAUGCCGACCUGCGAUAUAUGUCCCUCAAUGACCUGUUCGGCAUUUUGAACAACCCUGCCUCCUCUUUCCUUGCGAGCGAUCCCCGGUCAUCGACCAAGCUGGCCGAUGGGCUCCUCAAGGCUCUGGACGACCAGCAUGGCGACGUGCAAAACCAGGCGUUGAAAUGUCUCGGCCCCUUGGCUACUCGAUUGCCAUCCGAAGCGCUCAUGCCCCUGCUCGAAGAAUUGACCAACCUCACCUCCUCACAAACGAUAGACACUUCCGUCCCAAACACCGCCCUCCGCACCAUUGUCGAUACCCUUCCUCGUCCUCACGUCGGACAGCCUGCGACCCCGGCUGCAACCACCGCAUACAACGCCGUAUCCAAGGUCUUGAUUCCCAGACUCACGGGCCCAACUCAAUCAGGCUCGGGCAGACGCGGCUCCGUCGUGAGGGGUAUGUUGGAGAAGGACCCGUCCAAGGGCUUUAGCAGCGAUGCCAUCGAUGUGCUCAUCAAGGUGGUUACAUGUUUCGGACCGCUGCUUCAGGAGCCGGAGCUGGCUGCCUUGACAGAGCCUGUCAUGGCCAUUAUCCAUAACGACACUGCUGGGACCGUGGUCACAAAGCGUGCCCUGGCGGCCAUCUCGGCACUGGUGCUUUUCUACUCUGAUCACCAGCUCAACGCCUUUGUCAAGCGCCUCGCGGAUACUUUGUCGUCACCCAAUAUCUCCACUGUCCACAGGCGGCAUUUGAUUGCAGCAAUCGGUACUAUUGCUCGAAGCGCCCCGGCCAAGUUCGGCCCACAUCUGAACAGUCUGGUACCCUUUGUCUUCUCUGCCGUCGGGGAAGAUGGCGUUACAGGAAACUGAGCUCUUUCCC
Messenger RNA from Penicillium cinerascens, 988 nucleotides. RefSeq lists its product as uncharacterized. The coding region runs from base 67 to 978 and encodes 303 amino acids. The transcript is spliced from 2 exons. NCBI's taxonomy places the organism in Eukaryota, Fungi, Ascomycota, Eurotiomycetes, Eurotiales, Aspergillaceae. Gene Ontology annotation, biological process: protein ubiquitination; SCF complex assembly. The record is from RefSeq and is a predicted model, not a curated record. Gene Ontology annotation, cellular component: nucleus.